Messenger RNA from Ceratitis capitata (Mediterranean fruit fly), 493 nucleotides. RefSeq names its product metallothionein-1-like. Gene Ontology annotation, molecular function: metal ion binding. The coding region runs from base 132 to 302 and encodes 56 amino acids. The record is from RefSeq and is a predicted model, not a curated record. The transcript has 3 exons. Lineage: Eukaryota; Metazoa; Arthropoda; Insecta; Diptera; Tephritidae.
GUGUGUAGUUCAGUGUAACAGCUUUUGGCGCUUACAAAGCUAAACUUGUGUGAAUAGCAAAACUAAAGUGAAUUUCUUCGCUGAAUUUCUUCAAGUGUAAAAGGAAAACACAAACAAAUUCAAACAACAAAAUGGUUUGCCCAUGUGGAAGCGGUUGCAAAUGCGGUUCGGAGCCUAAGACUGGCAACUGUGGUUGCGGUUCGGCGUGCAAGUGUUGUCCCUGCGGAAGCGGUUGCAAAUGCGGCACACAAACACAAAGUGGCAGCUGCGGUUGCGGUUCGGGCUGUAAAUGUGGCCAAUAGUUGGUGGCAUCGCAUUUCAUUUGUUGAAAUAACCGUACCUUAUUAAGUUUAAGUUACACACUUUUUAUUUAUUUCAAUAAUAAUAAGCUUAAAUAUUGAAAACAAAAAGUAUACAAUUAAAUUUGUACAAAAUACAAACUAAAAGUUUAUGGCAUUUCGUUAUUAAUAAAAAAAAAAACUAAAUAGAAAAA